AUGGCGAUCCUCGGGGAGCUCGGGACGGAGAUCCUCAUCCCUGUCUGCGGGGUCAUCGGCAUCGUCUUCGCCGUCGCGCAGUGGUUCAUCUUCUCCAAGGUCAAGGUCACCCCCAGCACCGCAUCCGCCGCCGCCGGCGCCAAGAACGGCUACGGUGACUACCUCAUCGAGGAGGAGGAGGAGGGCCUCAACGACCACAACGUCGUCAUCAAGUGCGCCGAGAUCCAGACCGCCAUCUGUGAAGGCUCCGACGGUGUAGCGGCAACAGGCUCCUACGGCUCUCCCUUUGGGCUGCUUACUUGGGGGCAGGCCUGGCAGCAGUUUAUGCACUCGGAUACCUGUCACGGCAUCGGGAUAACAACAUUGAAAGAAGAGGUCAAGCUGUUGGGGACGUGGCUGCAGGGCGACCGUGCCCUCACCUUCUGCCACAUCCUAGCCCGCAACACCGUCAGGGCCAAGCCAGCCCAACUCGCCUUCGGUACACAGUCAGGGCCAAGCCAGCCCAACUCGCCUUCAGGUUAUGGUCUUGGUGGGUCUUCCAUGGCUCUAUUCGGAAGAGUUGGUGGAGGUAUCUACACUAAGGCUGCUGACGUGGGUGCUGACCUUGUUGGCAAAGUUGAGAGGAACAUUCCUGAAGAUGACCCAAGGAACCCAGCUGUGAUUUCUGAUAACGUCGAUGGAAAUGUUGGUGAUAUUGCUGGAAUGGGAUCAGAUCUCUUUGGUUCAUAUGCAAAGUCUUCCUGCGCUGCUCUUGUUGUUGCUUCCAUCUCAUCUUUUGGAAUCAACCAUGAUUUCACUGCGAUGUGCUACCCACUGCUCGUGAGCUCUGCAGGCAUCAUUGUUUGCUUGCUCACCACACUCUUUGCAACUGAUUUCUUUGAGAUUAAGGCUGCAAACGAAAUUGAGCCUGCUCUGAAGAAGCAGCUCAUCAUCUCCACUGCUCUAAUGACUGUUGGUGUUGCGGUCAUCAGCUGGUUGGCUCUUCCAGCUAAGUUCACCAUCUUCAAAUUCGGUGCUCAGAAGGAAGUGUCCAAUUGGGGCCUUUUCUUCUGCGUGGCAGUUGGUCUAUGGGAUGGUCUGAUUAUUGGAUUUGUGACUGAAUACUACACUAGCAACGCCUACAGCCCUGUGCAAGAUGUUGCCGAUUCCUGCAGAACUGGUGCUGCCACCAACGUCAUCUUCGGUCUUGCUCUGGGGUACAAGUGUGUUAUCAUCCCAAUUUUCGCUAUUGCUGUCAGCAUCUACGUCAGCUUCUCCAUUGCUGCAAUGUACGACAUUGCAAUGGCUUCUCUUGGCAUGCUAAGCACAAUGGCAACUGGUCUUGCCAUUGAUGCUUAUGGUCCCAUUAGUGACAAUGCUGGUGGAAUUGCUGAGAUGGCUGGCAUGAGCCACAGAAUCCAUGAGAGGACUGAUGCUCUUGAUGCUGCUGGCGCCACAUUUGCCCGGUGGAUGGCUGUGGAAAGAAAUUCUUCACGCACAAGCAUCUGCUGCAGCACUGCGAGGUUCACACCUAAACGACGAAGCAGUUCAAGAAGGCUACAGGAGAGGAGAGGACUCCAAGAGAUCAUCCGAUUCGCGUCGAAGGGUACAAUUGUGGCAUCGAGGGCUGCUGGAUGA
Molecule: messenger RNA, 1617 nt
Organism: Hordeum vulgare subsp. vulgare (domesticated barley)
Lineage: Eukaryota; Viridiplantae; Streptophyta; Magnoliopsida; Poales; Poaceae
Product: pyrophosphate-energized vacuolar membrane proton pump-like
Exons: 6
Coding region: 1-1617 (538 amino acids)
Biological process (GO): proton transmembrane transport
Cellular component (GO): membrane
Molecular function (GO): diphosphate hydrolysis-driven proton transmembrane transporter activity; inorganic diphosphate phosphatase activity
Source: RefSeq, a predicted model, not a curated record